Molecule: messenger RNA, 1746 nt
Organism: Aspergillus calidoustus
Lineage: Eukaryota; Fungi; Ascomycota; Eurotiomycetes; Eurotiales; Aspergillaceae
Source: the annotation of a GenBank genome assembly
CAUCUGUGUAACCUCAACUGACUCGAGAAAACCAUGUUUAGGUCACCAUGGCGAUCUCGGAGAUAAAUAAACACGGACCGCAGCUGCAACCUCGUCUCAUCUCACCAUCUCCAUCACCAUGGUCUCGCUUCAUAUUCCACGUAUCGCGCUUUUCGGCCUACUAUGGCUCAUCCAACUCACAUCGGCGAAAAGAUGUGUCAUGUACCUCACAGGCCAACACAACGUCGUCCCCGACGCGCCGCUCGUGCAAGACGUAACCCACGUCGCGCUGGCAUUCAUGCGAUCGGAUCUAUUUAAUCGCCAAAACGUGACCGAGUGGCCUCUUUUUACCGCAGUUGACAAUGUCCGAGCGAAGUUCUCGCCGAGGACUAAGAUCAUGGUCGCGAUUGGCGGAUGGGGCGACACGGAGGGGUUUUCGGCUGCGGCGGCGUCGGAGGAGAGUCGGGGGUUGUUUGCGAGAAAUGUUAGGGAUAUGCUUAAGGAUACGGGUGCCGAUGGCGUCGAUAUUGACUGGGAAUACCCCGGCGGCAACGGCGAAGACUACAAACGAAAUCCAAAUAGCGCCAAGGAAUGGGAAAUAGAGGCGUAUCCCAAACUCCUCUCCUCAAUCCGCACCGCAAUAGGUCCCAACAAACUCAUCUCGGCCGCAGUCCCCGGCCUCCCACGCGACAUGCUCGCCUUCACAUCUGACACAAUCCCCGCCAUCAGCGCCUCGCUGGAUUUCUUCAACGUAAUGACGUACGACCUCAUGAACCGCCGGGAUAACGUUACAAAACAUCACACGGGGAUCCAAGGCUCUCUUACCGCGGUCGACGCGUAUAUUGCGAACGGAGUCGAGGCUGACAAGGUAAAUCUCGGCUUCGCCUUCUACGUCAAAUGGGUCCGCACGGACCCCAACUCUGCUGGGGAAUGUGCUGCGCACCCGGUCGGGUGUAAAACCGUCCUCAUGGAAGACCCCAGCACAGGCGGCGAUCUCGGACAUGCCGGUGGGUUCUCGUGGCAUGACGCCGUCCCCGAGGAUCUAGAUCCGUCGUUUCAGCGCGCGUUGGAUCGUGGCGUGUAUGAUGAGCAGGGAGGCGGGUAUUAUUUUUGGGAUAAGCAGGAGAAUCUGUUUUGGACCUUUGAUACGGUCGAUGCGAUUCAGCGCAAGGUCCCCAUUGUUGUUGCAGGGAAGGGGCUCGGUGGUGUGUUUGCGUGGGGGCUUGGUGAGGAUGCGCCUGCUUUUGAGCAUCUCAGGGCGCUUACCGCAGUGUAUCAUGACUAUGGGGAUACGUUGCAGAGCAAAUGGAACCGAAACGGGACAGCAACUGCGAGAGGAGUGCAGAAGCAGGAGCUCUAGGCCAGCCAGAAGCUCCAUCACUAUGCUUCCGCGGCCUCGUCAAUAGGACUACCAAAUCCAGUUAUCCCUCAUCGACUCUUUCCAGGCGCAGCUGUGUGUGCUACCGGCGCGCAAAAGACCUGCCGCUCGCCACAUAGAAUCUCUCCAUUUCACGGUUCGGAAGGGUUCCAGCGGGGAGGAGAAGCUGGCGGCUGCGAUGAUUCUGCAGGAAGAACACUUGUUGAUUAGAUGACCUUUGCCUAGUAAAAAUAGAGACAUGAAUGAGUAGUGACUUGCAUUUUACCAGCAUCGCUGUCCCAGAACAGAUGCGAGAUGUGUGGCCAACGGUUGGAGACACCGCAGCGAGUCCAUUCACUGUCAAUACGUAAACCGCUCAAUUCGUUAGCUCUUCAAAGCCUUGUAGAUAA